Xenia sp. Carnegie-2017 is the source of this 2251-nucleotide messenger RNA. RefSeq lists its product as uncharacterized. The transcript is spliced from 11 exons. The coding region runs from base 75 to 2009 and encodes 644 amino acids. NCBI's taxonomy places the organism in Eukaryota, Metazoa, Cnidaria, Anthozoa, Malacalcyonacea, Xeniidae. The record is from RefSeq and is a predicted model, not a curated record.
CCUAUAUAAAAUACCUUGCCAACUGGAGCAGACAGUAUUUGUAACGUCUGUGCGUAAGGUUCUACUACACAGCAAUGUCUUCAUUAUAUAAUAAAGGGUUUACACAAAACGAUAGCGGAGUACCACUUUCGCAGGAUUACGCAUCCAUUGAUGGUUUCAGCUAUGAUUUUGAUGUUGAUGUCACAGUACGCAUGGUUGUAAAAGACCGCGCUAUGUGGCAUUAUGUUGACGAUGGCGAAACAGUCGAACUUUUCGUAACAUUUAACGAGGGCUUCCAGGGUAUCCCUUAUGGCUACUUUGGUCACUCUUCAUCGGGUGGAGAUAGUGGCGAACGCGAUUUUGAGGUCGAUAUAGCUGGUCAAAAAAUCCAUCUUAAGCCUCUUAUGUGUUUUCCACUCAAACACUGUACCAUGUUCAAAGCUACAGCUGUUAUAUCGUCAUCUCCGGGCAAUACUUUGGAACCUGGGCAACCUGUGCCUUUCAACUUGCAGUACAAGAAGAUCGGAUGUGAUGCUUCUUAUGACGUCAUUGAAGUAACUGAACCCAACAUUCCCGUGUAUUAUCAGCCGCUUUGGAAGAGACUCAUAGAGAGGGACAACAGCAUGAUGCAGUCAAUCACAAACUAUGAAGGCACAACAAUUUUUCGUCCAGACAGCGACGAAUCCGACGGCGAGGCUUUGGAACAAAGUUAUGUGCGAUCAACUACACCAGUUCAAUUAGCAAAGGACGACUUCUUCCUUUACUUUACGAGAAAAAGUUGUAACCCGUUCUUUAAGUCACAGAAUCCUGUAUUGAGACUUAUCCGAGAACUUAUGGUGACACCGCUGACCAACUUUACCGGAUUGAGCUUGUAUUUUCAACUUUACCUCGUGGAAAUAUUUCAUGUGAAAUUUUUCACGAAAGUCGGUCAUUAUCUCUGCAUGCCACUAAUCGUUCUUCUAAUGGCGACGUGGUGUGCGCAGUGGCAUUUAGUUGUGGACUAUGCAUUUCAAGACGUCAGUGUAUUCAUUGUAAAUGGAACAUUCAUAUUUGUGUGCGUCCUUCAACUUUGGUAUUUUAUCUGGGGCUGUAUUUAUCAUAUGAAGUUAUUUGUGAUAUUAAUGAUUUGGCCGCUGUUCCUUAUUUAUUUACUGGCCAACAUGUUGUUUCAAAUCGUGGUCAUCAAUUCUUGUUGGCGGACGGACAACCUGACCGUUAAAGACGUUAAAGAGAUCUGUGAAGGAAAACGUGAACAUUGGCAUGAUGUCAUUACUUUGGCUCAUUUCCAUAUCCUUUGGUAUUUGAAUCCGCUUUACUGGGCUUUAUUCUUCUCCUUUUUGCAAGCGCUCAGUCAUACUUUUGAGGACAAACUUCCUCCUCGCGUUUCUCAAACUGCACAUUGGUUGGACUUGACAACUGUAUUAAAAGAAAAUGGAUGUGUUAAUAUCUGUUUCAUUAUUCUUUCACAGAUUUUUUGUGGAACUCUUAAUGAGUUUCUAGCCAGCCCUCGUCUUUUGCCGCUGCUUUUGCUUCGUAUUUGCUACAAUCUGGGUUACGAAGAAAAACAAUGGGUCAAAUUUAGAACUCUAGUUGACGAAUGCCUUAAAUUUGGUGACCCAGCAAUCGACUAUAUUGGGAGAGGUGGUGCAAAGUGGCCGAAAAAAUUCAACGAGUGGAGUGCAGGUCAUUUAGAAGAGAACAUAAAUAUGUUUGAACGAAGUCUAUGCGAGAAAAAGUGGAACAUUUUAAAAGAUCCAACGUCACUUUUCGAUACAAGCAAAUUCAACCGUGAACUCAAGUAUUACGUCCAUCUCAGGCAUCGUCUGACAAAAUACAAGAUUCAGGCGGCAGCCUACGGGCCGUUCACACCCAAAAUUUCAGGCAAUCUUCAACUCAAUGACGACUUAAUGAUGAAAGACUUUCCAGAUGAUGCAGCGUUCAGAAUAUUUUUGAAAGAGGCAAGAUCGCAUUUCGCCGAAAUGGAGUAUAGGUUUGUGAUGGAUUGUAAAUUGAAUAGAGUUUUUUUGUGAUAUUCCAUUGUUUCGUCGUGAAACUUUUUAAAAUGAAAACUUAAGUUUUAUGAUGAAUUAAGUGCAAAUAUUUUAUAAAACUCACUAACUUUUUUUUUUAUUUCAUACAUUUUAUGACCAUCUUCAAAUUGUGUAUUCAAUCGACAUAUCACUUCAAUGUAUUUUAAGUAAUUAUAUGUAAUAUAUUUUUGAACGUACGUUGUAAACGACGUUAACCAAUUUUAAACGUUAAUUUUUUAAAA